Messenger RNA from Zonotrichia albicollis (white-throated sparrow), 9744 nucleotides. Lineage: Eukaryota; Metazoa; Chordata; Aves; Passeriformes; Passerellidae. The record is from RefSeq and is a predicted model, not a curated record.
AUGCCGUCCCUCACUCCUCAAAGCGUGGGGGAUCCCCAGAGCCCGUACACCAGGGUUUGGAUUCCUGACCCUGAUGAAGUUUGGAGAUCGGCUGAAAUUAUCAAGGAUUACAAAGAAGGAGAUAAAAGCCUCCAGCUGAAACUUGAAGAUGAAACUCUCUAUGAAUAUCCCAUCGACCCGCCAGGGAGUGAGCUGCCCUUCCUGCGCAACCCUGACAUCCUGGUGGGGCAGAAUGACCUGACAGGCCUCAGCUACCUGCACGAGCCCGCCGUCCUGCACAACCUCAAGGUCAGGUUCCUCGAGUCCAACCACAUCUACACCUACUGUGGUAUCGUGCUGGUGGCCAUCAACCCCUUUGAGCAGCUGCCAAUCUACGGGCAGGAUGUCAUCUACGCCUACAGCGGCCAGAACAUGGGGGACAUGGACCCCCACAUCUUCGCCGUGGCCGAGGAAGCCUACAGGCAGAUGGCCAGGGAUGAGAAGAACCAGUCCAUCAUUGUCAGCGGGGAGUCGGGGGCGGGCAAGACGGUCUCUGCCAAAUACGCCAUGCGCUUCUUCGCCACCGUCGGGGGCUCCGCCAGCGAGACCAACAUCGAAGCCAAAGUCCUGGCCUCCAGCCCCAUCAUGGAGGCCUUUGGAAAUGCUAAAACAACAAGGAAUGACAACAGCAGCCGCUUUGGGAAAUACAUUCAGAUUGGCUUUGAUAAAAGAUACCACAUCAUUGGUGCCAACAUGAGGACAUAUCUGCUGGAAAAAUCUCGGGUUGUAUUUCAGGCAGAGGACGAGCGCAACUACCACAUCUUCUACCAGCUCUGUGCCUCCUCAAGCCUCCCAGAAUUCAAAGACCUUGGACUCACUUGUGCCGAAGACUUUUUCUACACUUCUCAGGGAGGUGACAUGUCCAUUGAUGGCGUGGAUGAUGCUGAUGACUUUGAGAAAACCAGACAUGCCUUCACCCUGCUUGGAGUGAAGGAAUCUCAUCAGAUGACCAUUUUCAGGAUAAUUGCUGCCAUUCUGCACCUGGGGAACUUGAAGAUCCAAGGGGAACGAGACGGGGAGGUCUGCAGUGUAUCGAGCGAGGACGAGCACCUGAGCAGCUUCUGCAGCCUGCUGGGCGUGGAGCACAGCCAGAUGCAGCACUGGCUCUGCCACCGCAAGCUCGUCACCACGGCCGAGACCUACGUGAAGAGCAUGUCCCUGCACCAGGUGGUGAACGCCAGGAACGCCCUGGCCAAGCUCAUCUACGCCCAGCUCUUCAACUGGAUCGUGCAGCACGUCAACCAGGCCCUGCACACCACUGUGAAGCAGCACUCCUUCAUCGGCGUGCUCGACAUCUACGGGUUUGAAACUUUUGAAGUGAAUAGCUUUGAACAGUUCUGUAUCAACUAUGCCAACGAAAAGCUCCAGCAGCAGUUCAACUCGCACGUGUUUAAACUGGAACAAGAGGAGUACAUGAAGGAGGAAAUCCCCUGGACUCUCAUAGACUUCUAUGACAACCAGCCCUGCAUAGACCUGAUAGAGGCCAAGCUGGGCAUCCUGGACCUGCUGGAUGAAGAGUGCAAGAUGCCCAAGGGCACGGACCAGAACUGGGCACAGAAGCUCUACGACCGCCACAGCGCCAGCCAGCACUUCCAGAAACCGCGCAUGUCCAACACCUCCUUCAUCGUGCUGCACUUCGCCGACAAGGUGGAGUACCAGAGCGAGGGGUUUCUGGAGAAGAACAGGGACACCGUGUACGAGGAGCAGAUCAACAUCCUGAAAGCCAGCCAGUAUCAGAUGGUAGCAGACUUAUUCCAGGAGGACAAGGACGCCGUGCCCGCCACUCCUGGGGCAAAGAGAACACCCCGGAUCAACGUGCGCUCUGCCAAGCCAGCCUUCAAAGCUGCCAACAAGGAGCACAGGAAAACAGUGGGACACCAGUUCCGCAACUCCCUGCAGCUGCUGAUGGAGACCCUGAACGCCACCAGCCCGCACUACGUGCGCUGCAUCAAGCCCAACGAUGAGAAGAUCCCCUUCAAGUUUGAUCCGAAGAGAGCAGUGCAGCAGCUGAGAGCCUGCGGAGUGCUGGAGACCAUCCGGAUCAGUGCAGCUGGCUUCCCAUCCAGGUGGUCCUACCCUGACUUUUUCAAUAGGUACAGUGUGCUUAUGAACAAGAGAGACCUCUCUAAGAGCGACACGAAGCAGAUCUGUCAGACCCUGCUGAAAGACCUCAUUAAGGAUCCAGACAAGUUCCAGUUUGGCCGUACCAAGAUCUUUUUCCGUGCAGGCCAGGUGGCAUAUCUGGAGAAGCUGCGUGCAGAUAAGUUCAGAGCUGCCACCAUCAUGAUCCAGAAGACGGUGAGGGGCUGGCUGCAGAGGGCCAGGUACCAGCGGCUGAGGCGAGCCACCCUCGCCCUGCAGCGCCACACCCGCGGGCACCUGGCACGCAGGCUUUUCCAGCACCUGAGGAGGACGAGGGCUGCCAUCAUCCUGCAGAAGCAGUACCGAAUGCUGCGGAUGCGCCGGGCCUUCCUGAGGGUCCGCAGCGCCACCCUCACCAUCCAGGCUUUUGCUCGGGGCAUGUUUGUCAGGAGGAUUUACCCAGGCCCUCCGCAUCGAGGCCCGCUCGGCACAGCACCUCAAGAAGCUCAACAUCGGCAUGGAGAACAAGGUGGUGCAGCUGCAGAGGAAGGUGGACGAGCAGAACAAGGAGAACAAGCUUCUGAAUGAGCAGCUGUCCAUGCUGACAUCAGCCCACUCCUCCGAGGUGGAGAAGCUGAAGAAGGAGCUGCAGCAGUACCAGCAGACCCAGCAGGGCGAUGGCAAGCAGCUCCUCAGCCUGCAGGAGGAGAUGGAGCAGCUGAGGAUGGAGCUGGAGAGGGCCCACAGCGAGAGGGAGGUGCUGGAGGACAGCCACGGCAAGGAGAGGGACCUGCUGAGGAAGCGUAUCUGCGACCUGGAAGAAGAAAACGCUCUCCUGAAGCAGGAAAAAGAGGAGCUCAACAGCAGGAUCCUCUGUCAGUCUGAAGAUGAAUUUGCACGAAACACAGUUGAGGAAAAUAUGCAGAUGAAGAAGGAGCUGGAAGAAGAGAGAUCUCGUUAUCAGAACCUGGUAAAAGAGUAUGCAAGUCUGGAGCAGAGAUAUGACAACUUGAGGGAUGAAAUUACUAUUUUUAAGCAGCAAACACCAGGGCACAGGAGAAACCCAUCCAACCAGAGCAGUUUGGAAUCUGACUCCAACAACCCAUCCAUCUGCACCUCUGAGAUCGGGGACACCGAGGAUGUGAUACAGCAGGUGGAGGAGAUUGGGAUGGAGAAAGCAGCCAUGGACAUGACCCUCUUCCUAAAGCUGCAGAAGCGAGUGAGGGAGCUUGAGCUGGAAAGGAAGAAGCUGCAAGCCCAGCUGGAGAAAAAGGAGCAAGAGAGCAAGAAAUCCCAGGUAAAUGAAAUAAAGACUGAAGUGACUUCAGAACAUGAAGAUUUUGCAUACAACAGCCUGAAGAGGCAAGAGCUGGAGUCGGAGAACAAGAAGCUGAAAAAUGAUCUCAAUGAGCUGAGGAAGGCCAUUGCAGACCACGCCACCCAGAACAACUCCUCCAACGAUGUGCAGGACGGCUACAACCUCCUCCUGAACCAGCUGAAAUUGGCCAACGAGGAGCUGGAGGUGCGCAAGGAGGAGGUGCUCAUCCUCAGGUCGCAGAUCAUGAAGGCAGCCCAGCAGAAAGAGACGGGGAAAAACAUGGAGAGCAUCUCCCCCAAUGCCAGCUGGCCCAACAGUGACCGGCACGUUGACCAGGAGGACGCGAUCGAAGCCUACCAGGGCAUGUGCGAGACCAACCGCAAGACUGAGGACUGGGGCUAUCUCAAUGAAGAUGGAGAGCUCGGCUUGGCUUAUCAAGGUUUAAAGCAAGUUGCCAGAUUGCUGGAAGCACAGCUCCAGGACCAGAGAAGGGAGCACGAGGAGGAGAUGGAAGCUCUGAAAAACCAAGUGGAUUUAAUGCAAGAGGAGUUGGAGAAGCAGCAGCAGGCAUUCCUGCAGACUCUGCAGCUCUCUCCAGAGGUCCAGGUGGAGUUUGGACUUCAGCAAGAAAUUACACGUCUGACCAAUGAAAACCUGGAUCUUAAAGAAUUGCUGGAAAAGUUGGAAAAGAAUGAAAAGAAACUGAAGAAGCAGCUGAAGAUUUACAUGAAGAAAGUCCAAGAUUUUGAAGCAUCCCAGACAAAAGUGCCAGUGGAGAGGAGGUCACAUGAGAGGAGCAUGCAGGUUGCUGUCCAGAGGAAGGAGAAGGAUUUUCAGGGCAUGCUGGAAUAUUACAAAGAAGAUGAGCCACUCCUUAUCCGAAACCUCAUUACAGAUCUCAAGCCCCAGGCAGUGUCUGCUACUGUUCCCUGCCUUCCUGCCUACAUCCUCUACAUGUGCAUCAGACACGCAGAUUACAUCAACGAUGACCAGAAGGUGCACUCCUUGCUCACCUCCACCAUCAACGGCGUGAAGAAAGUGCUGAAGAAGCACCAGGAUGACUUUGAGAUGACAUCGUUCUGGCUGGCCAACACGUGCCGGCUGCUGCACUGCCUGAAGCAGUACAGUGGGGAAGAGUGUUUCAUGACCCAAAACACGGCGAAGCAGAACGAGCACUGCCUGAAGAACUUUGACCUGACCGAGUACCGCCAGGUGCUGGGCCACCUCUCCAUCCAGAUCUACCAGCAGCUCAUCAACAUUGCAGAGGGCAUCCUGCAGCCCAUGAUCGUGUCUGCUGUGCUGGAAAAUGAGAGUAUCCAAGGGCUUUCCAUUGUCAAACUGGUGGGCUACAGGAAAUACUCCUCCAAUGCGGGUGACAGCUCCUACAGCUUGGAUGAAAUGAUUCGCCAGCUGAACACAUUCCACAGCAUCAUGUGUGACCAGGGCCUGGACCCAGAGAUCAUCCAGCAGGUGUUCAAGCAGCUCUUCUACAUGAUCAACGCCAUCGCCCUGAACAACCUCCUGCUGAGGAAGGAUGUCUGCUCCUGGAGCACGGGCAUGCAGCUGAGGUUUAACAUCAGCCAGCUGGAGGAAUGGCUGCAUGGGAAGAAUCUGCAGCAGAGUGGAGCAGCACAAACUUUGGAGCCCUUGAUUCAGGCAGCACAGCUCCUGCAGCUGAAGAAGAAAACCUCAGAGGAUGCUGAGGCCAUCUGCUCCUUGUGCACGUCACUCACAACCCAGCAGAUUGUAAAGAUACUCAAUCUCUACACUCCUGUGAACGAGUUUGAAGAACGUGUGACAGUAGCUUUCAUACGAAACAUACAGAAGCAGUUGCAAGAACGGAAUGACCCUCCACAGCUGCUGCUAGACUUCAAGCACAUGUUCCCAGUUCUGUUCCCAUUCAACCCAUCUGCCAUCACCAUGGACUCCAUUCAUCUCCCUGCUUCUCUCAACUUGGAUUUUCUCAAUAAAGUCUGAAGAAAGUAGAAUUAAACUCACCUCUCACACCCAGAGACUUCCAGCAACAAAAGAAAAAAAAUCAUAAAAAGAAUUCAAGAGCUCUUAAAAUAUGGACCAAACAGGCUUAUGGAAGAACCAGUACACAGUAACAAAUGGAUGCUAAAAUGUACACUAAAAAAGACACUGGUCUGUAUGUGAUUUUUUUUUGGGUAAUUUGCAUCUCAGAAAUAAGGAUACUUGAAAAGUAGUUUUAUUUUUUACUGCUUGAUUUCAUGUUGACAUAGUUCAAAGCCCAUCAUCAUCUCCAAAAGCCAGGAAGUGGGAGACAGCUUAUUUUGAUUUUCAUAGGUGUCGAUGACAAAAACAAAAUUUGAGACACUUGUGCUGCCUUGAAGGAUGUGUCAUUUGUCUAGGAGCAGGUGGUCUUGUGUGUAUGAAUAGCAGAAUAUGCAGUUCUGCCUUCAAUUCUUGCUAGUAACUGCAUUCAUGACAGUGAAUUGGGAAAGUAAAUUGCAGAAGGUGUGUAUUUAUCACACCAUAAAGGUAAAUGGCUGGGAUGCUGCUUGUUUCCACUGAUGUGGAAUUUGUCACAAAUACAAAUACAUUUUUCACAAAUACAUUCAGAUACACUGAAUGUGUUUAGGAGGAGCUGUUGCUCCUUAGCCAUUGCUAAAUAUAUUCAGUGUAUCUACUUCAUGGAAAUUUAGAUAAAUAAUUGGCAGGAAUUUGUUCCAUUGGACUUUCUUGCAUUACCAAAUUUACAUUAGCAAAGGUUUUGUCCUAGUGAAAUAAUCAUGAUGCAAAGGACUGCCUUAAGCCUUCUGCUUCUAGCAUAGCAUCAUCCUGAUCCCUGCUAUUGGCUUUCCUUGUGCUUUCGAGUCUGAAACACUUUCCUCCAGUGGCUGUCAAGGUUCUUGUACCUCUUACAUGGCCAGUGUCAGAAUCCCAUGCACAGAUCGUGCACAGUUUAAUCCUCCAGCCCUACCUGUGUUCAGUGGGUUAAUCCUAGCUGUAGGUGUCCAUGGAAAAACUCCAUUCAGUUCAGCAGCCAUCCAAAAUGUUAAGAAUCAUGCAAAUACAAAGUUUGGAUAAAUGAAGAAUAUUUUAAAAUUUUAAAAAUUUCUAAAAGAGAUGAAAUGUUCUAAGACGAAAAAAAGCAAAAAAAAAAAAGCUGUCAGGUGGUAUGUUAAAAACAUUCAUAAGCCAUUUCUUUAAGAGAGAACCCAAAAUACAACAACCUUAAAUUAAUAAUUGCCUUCAAUUCAGAUUCUCUUAGUUUUGGUUUUUUUUUUUUUUUUUAAAUCAGACUUAUAAACUAAGCCAAACCAACACUCUGAGCUCACCACAGAGAUGCUGAAGGAGAACAGGCACUGGUUUUUCCGUGGUCCUUGGCAGCACACGCGGGCAGGGGAGGAGGUGGGUACCCCGGGGUCAGUGCUGCUCCACGGCUGCUCAGCGUGGGGAUGCUCCUGCCACAGCACCCCGUGCCAAACUGCAGCCAGGCUGGGGGGCUGCCAGCGUCCUGCCCUCUCCACUUCCACAGUGCUCUGGUGUAAAUCCGUCUUAGCUCACCUGCUUUUGUGGCUUCUGCUGUGGUGCGCAGCUGCAUCAUGACUAAAAGCCUUCUAAGAAAAAUCCACUCUCUCCAUCUGACUCUUUUUAGCUGGUGUAAAUCCAAACAGCAAAUUUAGGCUGUCUACUCGGAGACUGAAAGUAGAAUGUGAAGUUUCUUGGAGCUACACCACCUCCUGUCUGCUGCAGCUUCCUUCCUAGGCAAGGAGCGUGUUGUGAUUUAGGCAUCAUGUAUAUAAUCGGUGUAUAUACAAACUGCAGUAGUCCUGUAUGUACUAUAUAUGUAUAUGACUAUCCAAAAAAGCACAUUUUAAAAGAAACUGUUGAGUGCUCUGCAGAGUUAUAUUGGUCUAUGCCAGUGGGUAAAUACCUUGAUCCAAACUGAACUAUAGUUAAGAGCAACUGUUACCACUGAAGGACAGACUUCAGGCUAAAAAGAAAUUUGUCCCCCCUUAACCAUCACCCAUUGAAUUACAGAUAUUUUGCUUGUAAAGAGCCAGGAUUGUCUCCAAACUGCAGUUCCUGGGCACUCACCCCUGCUGUGUCUUCAGCAGUGCCUUCAUCUCCCCUGGCUGUACAAUGAGGGUCAUACCACCAGUCUGCUGCCUGUGCCCAGCAAGCCCUGCCACCCACUCACCCGCUGUAUCUUUAUUUAUUUUCACCUACCUCUUUUCACAGUGAAUGUCCUUGCAGUGCUCUGAAUUUUGGUAGUUGUUGCCUCUCCCUUCUUUCCAUGCUCCAACAGUCGUCAUGGUUUAAAAGUAAAUAAUUCAAAGCAGGAUUCAGCUUUUCUGUAAGGUGGUUUAAACAGAGAGCUGUUGCUCAGGAUUCGUGCUAGGUCAGCAGUUUCAGGCAGUUCAGGUCUCUACCUCUUUCUGAUGUAAAUUAUUUGGAGUACAAUUCCCAAUGCAUUGAUUAAACCUAUGCUUAUCACUCAGACUAAGCGACAGGUUGCUGCAGAAUCCUCUUCUGCAGUGGCUUUGUUGCUGAUUACCACUGUAAAAUGUGCUUAAUGGUCUUCUAGGGGAUAAUGGUCCUUCAUUGGCACUUUCAGGAUUGUAAUUUAUAUAUUCUUUCUUAAAAACUCUUAGUAUGUGUAGAUGGGAACUGGGAUUUAACAUCCUGAUCUGUGAUCAUGUAGUUUAUCCACUGAGAUCCAUCUGGAAGAGAACUCUGUAUGAAAUAUCUCUAAUAUAUGUUAUCUUUUCUGUUAGCACUUUUAAAAAUUUGUAUUUAAAUGUUAAUUUAGUUAAAUUGCUAUGCUCAAGCAUGCCUUCUUUCCUCAGAUUUACACUUCUUUAUUUAAAAAGCAAAAUGAUCACAAAGCAUGGCUUAGAGAAAGCUGGCUCUUCUCCAGAUCUGUCUUUAUUUUUAAAUAUUGAUUAUUACGUUUAGCAUUUUCCCAAUCUGUGCCUUCAGCUGUUUAACUCAACCACUCUCUCUCUGAAAAAAGCAUUAAAACAGUGGAAUAUUUUUAUUAUUCUGUCAUAGAAAAAGUUGUCUAUGGAUAUAAAAGCCUACUCAUAAAAUCUUACAUAGAGGAAGUCUGCAAAAACACUUUUAAGUUCUUGGAGGAAAAAAAAACCCCAAACAAUAGUGACCCACUCUGAUUUCUACAAAUAUGAUGGCUUAUAUCUCAAAAAAGCACUACUGGGAAUAAAAUAAAAUAAAUUAAACAAUCAAAAUGCCCAAAUCACCAGCAUUAUGGAACAAACACUUCAAAUAUGAGUUGAGGCAUAUGCUGGCUGAUCUACAAGAAGCAUCCAGGACAAUGUCCAUGUUUCAUUUUCACCAGAAAGUUCCUUUUCUUCUUCCUUUUAUUUUUUUAAUUGGCAUUUUGUAGUUGAGAUUGCUUAUCUGAAGAUAAAGCUGCUGUAGGUGACUGUAGACAAAGAACAUUAGACCUCAAGACUGAAUUUUUGCAAUCCUACUUUACAAACAUUUUUUUGCUCAUGCAGUUUAUUCCACUGGAUCCACAAGAAUUUCUUUGUAUUUGUGAAACAGUACCAAAGUGUGGGCAUGUUUUAAGCACAGUGGCUGCUUUUGGUCACCCUGUAACUUGAACACUGGAGUCUUUGCAGGACUUGAUUCCUCGUUUGUGUGAUUUGCAAAAGGUACAAAUGAAAAAGCUGCACUUGAAACAACGGUUGUUUUCCUCCAUUUUCAAUAGUAAAUUAGUAAAAUUGUGCAAACUUAUAUUUUCAGACCAUUAACUGAAAAAUUAGCAUUUUAUCAGUGCAUAUAAAUAGAACAAAUUAAAAUUAAUUGCAUGAAUUUCCAUGAAGCUUUUUCCUCAAACUUUAUUGAUUCACAUAUAUAUUACAGUCAUAAAUGGAUCUUUUUUUCUUUCUGAAAGAAAUUCUAGCAAGGUAGAUGUUAAGUAAAACAAUCCACAAGACAUAACCCUGAUGAGUAUCCAAAUUAUUUCAAGGUGUGAAUGCCAGUGGACAAAGACUUUCAGAUUAAUUUGAAAUCAGAAGAAAAGAAGUAUAUUAAAAAAGUGCUACUAUAUUGAAAUCUUUGGGGAUAUUUUUAUUUUAUUUUUUGUGGCGUGAAGUGUCAUUACCUUAAGGAGCAGAAGGUAUAGCUGCUGUCAAAGUUGAAUGAUAUACAUGAGUGAAUACUGUAGAUGAAAUACUACUGCUUAUAAAAUAUUUUUCCAUUUUGAACAAAUCUGUAAACUACACCUUUGUUUAUAAGAAAAUGCUUGUAAUAGUCACUGUAAUAUUCAGCUGGGGAUAAAAAAAUUUGUGAAAUAAACACUUUUGAAGAAA